AGAGGGGGAGGGGGAGUUCCGCACGAGACCGAGCGGCCCGGGUUGGAGCGCCCAGCCCCAAAGCGGAUCAUGGUGCAGCAGGCCGAGAGCUUGGAAGCGGAGAGCAACCUGCCCCGGGAGGCGCUGGACACGGAGGAGGGUGAAUUCAUGGCUUGCAGCCCGGUGGCCCUGGACGAGAGCGACCCGGACUGGUGCAAGACGGCGUCGGGCCAUAUCAAGAGGCCGAUGAACGCGUUCAUGGUGUGGUCCAAGAUCGAGCGCAGGAAGAUCAUGGAACAGUCUCCGGACAUGCAUAACGCUGAGAUCUCCAAGAGGCUGGGCAAGCGGUGGAAAAUGCUGAAGGACAGCGAGAAGAUCCCGUUCAUCCGGGAGGCGGAGCGGCUGCGGCUCAAGCACAUGGCCGACUACCCCGACUACAAGUACCGGCCCCGGAAAAAGCCCAAAAUGGACCCCUCGGCCAAGCCCAGCGCCAGCCAGAGCCCCGAGAAGAACGCGGCGGGCGGCGGCAGCGGGGGCGCGGGCGGCGGCGCGGGCGGCGCCAAGACCUCCAAGGGCUCGAGCAAGAAAUGCGGCAAGCUCAAGGCCCCCGCGGCCCCCGCGGCCGGCGGCGCCAAGGCGGGCGCGGGCAAGGCGGCCCAGUCGGGGGACUACGGCGGCGCGGGCGACGACUACGUGCUCGGCAGCUUGCGCGUGAGCGGGGCGGGCGGCGGCGGCGCGGGCAAGACGGUCAAGUGCGUGUUCCUGGAUGAGGACGACGAGGACGACGAGGACGAGGACGAGCUGCAGCUGCGGAUCAAGCAAGAGGCGGACGAGGAGGACGAGGAGCCGCCGCACCCGCAGCUCCUGCAGCCGCCCGGGCAGCAGCCGCCGCAGCUGCUGAGACGCUACAACGUCGCCAAAGUGCCCGCCAGCCCCACGCUGAGCAGCUCGGCCGAGUCCCCCGAGGGCGCGAGCCUCUACGACGAGGUGCGGGCCGGCGCGACCUCAGGCGCCGGGGGCGGCAGCCGCCUCUACUACAGCUUCAAGAACAUCACCAAGCAGCACCCGCCGCCGCUGGCGCAGCCCGCGCUCUCGCCCGCGUCCUCGCGCUCUGUCUCCACCUCCUCGUCCUCCUCGUCCAGCGGCAGCAGCAGCAGCAGCAGCAGCAGCGGCGGUGAGGACGCCGACGACCUGAUGUUCGACCUGAGCUUGAAUUUCUCCCAAAGCGCGCACAGCGCCAGCGAGCAGCAGCUGGGGGGCGGCGCGGCGGCGGGGAACCUGUCCUUGUCUCUGGUGGAUAAGGAUUUGGAUUCGUUCAGCGAGGGCAGCCUGGGCUCCCACUUCGAAUUCCCCGACUACUGCACGCCGGAGCUGAGCGAGAUGAUCGCGGGGGACUGGCUGGAGGCGAACUUCUCCGACUUGGUGUUCACGUAUUGAGAGAGGCGCCCCGCUUCUCGCUCUUUCUCUCGGCGGGUGCAGCGCAGGGUUCCUUGGGAGGAAGGUGGUCGUGAUGAUGCUGAUGAUAACGAUGGUGGUGGUGGUGUCGAUGGUGGUGGUGGUAGGGUGGAGGGGGAGAGAAGAUGCUGAUAUUGAUAUGAUGUCGUGACACAAAGAAAUUGAAAAAGAUGAAAAUUUUGGUGGAGUUAAAGUGAAAUGAGUAGUUUUAAAACAUUUUUUCCUGUCCUUUUUUUGUCCCCCCCCCUCCUUUAUCGUGUCUCAAGGUAGUUGCAUACCUAGUCUGGAGUUGUGAUUUUUUUUUUCCCCCUCAAAUGUGUUUUUGUAAUUACGAUUUCUUUUUCCUGAAAUUCGCGAUGGCAACAAAGGCGGAGGGGACAGGGCGGGGGAGGGGAGGGAGGACCCGCUCCGGAAGGCGCUGUUGGAAGCUUCUUGGUCUUUGAAGUCUGGAAGACGUCUGCAGAGGAUCGACCCUUUGGCAGCACAACUGUUAACGCUAGGGAGUUGGUUGGAGAUUUUUGGGGUUUUUUUCUUAAGCGAUCUUAAAGAACUGGUGAUUUUUAA
This is a messenger RNA of Phacochoerus africanus (Common warthog), 1998 nucleotides long. It is a transcript of the gene SOX11, whose product is annotated as SRY-box transcription factor 11. The coding region runs from base 70 to 1416 and encodes 448 amino acids. The transcript has a single exon. The record is from RefSeq and is a predicted model, not a curated record. Gene Ontology annotation, molecular function: DNA-binding transcription activator activity, RNA polymerase II-specific; RNA polymerase II cis-regulatory region sequence-specific DNA binding. Lineage: Eukaryota; Metazoa; Chordata; Mammalia; Artiodactyla; Suidae. Gene Ontology annotation, biological process: neuron differentiation; negative regulation of transcription by RNA polymerase II; anatomical structure morphogenesis.